Molecule: messenger RNA, 1057 nt
Organism: Oncorhynchus mykiss (rainbow trout)
Lineage: Eukaryota; Metazoa; Chordata; Actinopteri; Salmoniformes; Salmonidae
Gene: lcb2
Product: Serine palmitoyltransferase 2
Source: RefSeq, marked provisional
AUGCUAGUUCCGGCAUUAACUGAGAAGAGAAGAGUCCCUUGGUGAACAAGUAUACAACCGGGAUAUUCAAGCGAAUAAAUGCCACCAAGUAUGACUGAGAGCUCGGCGAAUAAGUUGAUAAAUGGAGAUGUUUGCCACCGGACCGCAAACGGUAAAAAAUCUUCGGGAAGGAACGGUUUCGUGAAGAAUCAUUGUUUGUUCCAACAACCGCAACAGAAGAAGUAUCGGCGCCCGAGUGAGAAGAACAACCAUGUUGUGCGUAACACCAGCCUGUACAACCGGCCGUUUGUGGAGCAGUUUGAGGAGACUCCUCUGCUUGUGGCGGUUCUCACCUACGUGGGCUACGGCAUCCUCACCAUCUUCGGGUACCUCAGAGACUUCCUCCGCAACUGGGGUGUCGAGAACUGCCACGUGGCCAGAGAGAGGGACGAACAGAAGGACUUUGUUCCGCUGUACCAGGACUUUGAGAACUUCUACACCAGGAAUCUAUACAUGCGUAUCCGUGACAACUGGAACAGGCCUAUCUGCAGUGUCCCUGGAGCCAAGAUGGACCUGGUGGAGAGAACCUCCAAAGACUACAACUGGACGUUCGAGUGAGUCGCGCACCCUAACAGGGCUUACUUAUAGUGUGUGUGGGGGGGGCUACUACGAGACCAUUUGUUUGGCGCUGUAGCCUAGGGCCCAGCCCUAGAAAAUCAUGGGAGUAGCUCGGGAGACAAGAUGUGUGUGGAUGGAUGGGUUGGUUCUUCUAUCCUUGUGGGUACCUAAAAUCCCCCAAAAGAAAAACAAGGAAAAUUCUCCCUUGUGGGGACAUUUCCCACAUCCCCAUGAGGAUAAAGGCUAUUUUAAGCUUAGAUUUAGGGUUACAAUUAGGGUUACAAUUAGGGUUACAAUUAGGGUUACAAUUAUGGUCAGGGUGAGAGGAAGAAUAGUGGUCAUGGGUUGGGUUACUGGUUAAAGUUUAGAGUUAGGGAAAAUAGAAUUUUGAAUGGAAACACAUUUUAGGUCCCCACGAGGAUAGAAUACCAAAAUGUGUGUGUCCUUACCUACCUACGUC